Messenger RNA from Setaria italica (foxtail millet), 1167 nucleotides. RefSeq lists its product as uncharacterized. The transcript has 3 exons. Lineage: Eukaryota; Viridiplantae; Streptophyta; Magnoliopsida; Poales; Poaceae. Bases 60 to 623 code for a protein of 187 amino acids. The record is from RefSeq and is a predicted model, not a curated record.
CUUUCCAACUGACUGCACACGCGCCCACUCUACCCACCACACCCGGCUCCGCUGCUCCCAUGGCCGCGCCUACCUCCCCGGCGAGCCCCGCCGCGGGCCUGAAGGCGCCCCUCCCGACCAUGGGAGACAUCAUGGCGGCGUCGCGUGCGCAGGGCCUGCGCGUGCGCCUGCGCACGGUCGGCCCCUUCUUCCGCGUCACGGCCACCUGCGGUGAGGGGGAGGACGCGGUGGAGCUUGGCCGCGCCGAGGGCGGCGUUAGGCCAUGGCCCGGCGGCGCCGUGCUGCACCUCGACUCCAUGCGGAUGACGCGCGCCACGCUGAGCGUCUCCGACCGGCCGCUGUUCGGGCUGGGGAUGUUCCUGGGCGCCGUCGCCGUGCGACAUGGUUUCGACGCUGGGUGCAAGCGCGCCGAGCUGCUGGCUAUCAACGACACGCCGCUCUACCACGACAAGCUCAUUAGAUUCUAUACAAGGAUGGGCUUCAAAGCAGUUCAUGAAGUGGAUGGAUCAUCAAUCACAGAUCUUGCUCACAUGUUGGUGUGGGGAGGUAGGGGUACAAGAAUGGAUGCUGAUAUUGAAGAGCUUCUCAUUAAGUGGGGAAAAAGAUUCAGGCCUCAAGACUAAAGAUUGAUUAGUUUUGUUGAGACUUGCACUUUUUGCAGCACACAAAUCUUGAUUGGACACAAUGAGCCUAAGAUGAUGCUAUUUUUCCUUGGCCAUUUGACAAUGUGAUCACUACUAGGACUACAUACUGAUUUGUAUCAUAGGCCAAAACCAAAAACCACUUCUGUGUAGCAAAUCUAUUUUGCUGGUGAUGUCAGACGCCAACAAGAAUUUGUACAACGAAGCUCGUUGAGGCUCCGCAAUCACUUGGAAGAGCAGCUUCUAAGGGGAUAAGUUAGAAGAGUGGAAGCAUCCAAGGUCCUAUCUAUGACAGUUCAAGUAAAAGGAGUGUAGGUGAGCACUGCAGCAUGGUUCGAUUCAUCCUUAAACUCGCUAUAAGAGAGAAGCGCCAUUAUUGUGCUGUAAAGUUUCAGCUGCACGCAAAAGGAUGUUCUUUAUAGAUAAUUGAGGUAAUAUCUGGCCUCUUAACCAACAAUGGACACAAGGAUGUUUGAUUCCCACGAUACCUUUUUAAUAAUAUUGCUAGUGUAAAAUAACGAUCUUA